Aspergillus thermomutatus is the source of this 945-nucleotide messenger RNA. RefSeq names its product ankyrin repeat protein. The coding region runs from base 1 to 945 and encodes 314 amino acids. The record is from RefSeq and is a predicted model, not a curated record. NCBI's taxonomy places the organism in Eukaryota, Fungi, Ascomycota, Eurotiomycetes, Eurotiales, Aspergillaceae. The transcript has 2 exons. Gene Ontology annotation, molecular function: protein binding.
AUGGCAAACCAAUCCCCCCCUAGACGUCGGUCCUUGCUAGAUGACCUCCCUUUGGAGAUCAUGCAAAUGAUCCUGGGCUAUCUCAACGACGAAGAGCUGCGCCGCCUCGUGCGAGACGUACAGGAGCUGGCCUCCCACGCCAAAGAGGUAAUCAAAUUUCGAUUCAAGGAGAAAAAUACUUACACCCUUCCAGAUGAGGCCGCUGUUCUCGAGCACCAUGGUGGCCGGCUCCCCGACAACGUAAACCCCGACAACGUGGCCCUCGGCACCAUUGCCGGCAUCAUCAGGACCAAUAACCUCGAGAUCCUGAAGGUGCUGGUGGAGGCUGGUCUGGACCUGAUGUCUUUCAGCUUGGGUGGCUGGCGUCUGGGACUGGCUCUCGCAUGGGAUAGUGCCAAGGAUGUUGCAAGAUACCUCAUCGACGAGAUGAAGCCCGAGGACCUUUUGCACGGAGUCUGCCGCGUCGGACGACAGGGUGAGCCCCCAAACUUCCUCACCUUGGCUGCGUGCUAUAGCGCCGACAUCUUCCGCCAGAUGUGGCAGCGUGUCCACCAUCUUCCAAACUGGCAGGACCAUGUCCCUGAAGUGGCUCGCUUCCAGCUGUGCAGAGAGCGGAUGCGCUUCUUGCACGGGAACUCGCUGAGGACGGCCGCCGAGUCCAAUGACAACAUGGACUUUAUCGAGUACCUGUAUGGCCGCAUCCCCGAGUCCAUCAACGCCGGUAGCAGUGAGAACCGCCGCACGCCCCUCAUGAUCGCGGCGGCCGAGCGGUGGCACGAUCGCUCCAAUGCGAUCGGAUGGCUGCUCCGGCAUGGAGCCGAUGCCACGAUCAUGGUUGAGGAUGGAAAAACUGCGGCUUGGUUCGCAAGCGCGGCGCACCGCGCGGACUUGGCUCGUUUGCUUUCCUCGUCCUUUUCUCCGUACUCUGAGUCGAUUCGGGGCUGA